UUCAAGAACAUUUGAACCCGAAAGAAUUCGCGUAUUUUCUCACGACAAAAUGAGCACUUUUUUCAAAAACUAUUUCAAAUACGCCGCUGUUGGUGCAUUGGCCAUAGGCGGAGUGGCCAUGGGAUGUUAUGCGUACAAGCGCUGGUAUGGCAAGGAGGAAGACGACGCGAGUGAAGAGCAUGAGGAAUGCAAGAGAGACAGUAUUGAAGAUGAUGCCAUCAUCCAUAACCACGAGAAUCGACACGAAACAGACACAGAGGAGACUGUGCAUGACAUCAAUGAUGGCGAUGAUAAGUCACACCCCGACCUCAACGAGGAAGAUGACAAGAAAGUGGAUACAUCUUUUCUUCUUUUAAAAAAGGAGUCAGCUGAAUGCAGAGAGAAUAAGGAAAUAGACAAAAUGCAAGAAAACGAAAAGAAACUAAAAAUAUUUUUGCUAGAAUUCGAUAAGGCAAUGAUGUCGAUGGCAGACAACUUAUUUUGCCAGGGACGAAGCGUUGAGGAACUCCGUCAGGCAGAGACGGAACUGGGUCCUCUGUGGCCGAUGAUUGAGGUUUACCGGGACAUGUUGCCCGACUAAGGGAGUUGGAAACUUCCAGAAAACUUUCUUUUAUUUCUAUUUACCAUCUGAUGAAUCUAACGGAUCGGAUUAUUUAUUACUAGUAAAUUUGUUGAAUUUAUUUGUACUUUCUUGAAUUUGAAUAAAAGAUAUUCGAAUAAUAA
Molecule: messenger RNA, 723 nt
Organism: Nematostella vectensis (starlet sea anemone)
Lineage: Eukaryota; Metazoa; Cnidaria; Anthozoa; Actiniaria; Edwardsiidae
Exons: 2
Coding region: 50-580 (176 amino acids)
Source: RefSeq, a predicted model, not a curated record